Strongylus vulgaris is the source of this 264-nucleotide messenger RNA. NCBI's taxonomy places the organism in Eukaryota, Metazoa, Nematoda, Chromadorea, Rhabditida, Strongylidae. The record is from the annotation of a GenBank genome assembly.
UCAAUAGAGGACGAGUCGUCGCUAGACGUAUCGUCUUCAUCACGUACCGCACAGUCGGACGAGGGUAUACUUACGGAGAGUGCAGCAUCUGGGGAGAAAAAAGCUGUUCACGAGCAGGUCGAACAGGACUUCAAAAACUCGCCGCCUGCUACGACAUAUCACCACGCGACAUCUAGCAGUGACGACACGACAAUGAUGUCAUCGUUUCAUGCCCAUAUAGGACCGGAUCCACUUGGAAUGAGCCUGAAACAGGUGAAGAAUUGA